This is a messenger RNA of Neopsephotus bourkii (Bourke's parrot), 3164 nucleotides long. RefSeq names its product NACHT, LRR and PYD domains-containing protein 12-like. Lineage: Eukaryota; Metazoa; Chordata; Aves; Psittaciformes; Psittacidae. The transcript is spliced from 9 exons. The annotation marks the transcript as partial. The record is from RefSeq and is a predicted model, not a curated record. Gene Ontology annotation, molecular function: protein binding. Gene Ontology annotation, cellular component: cytoplasm.
AGGCAGGGACGGGCAGGGGAGCUCCUGCUCCGUGCCCUGGAGGACCUCUCCCAGCCGGACUUCAAGCGGUUCCGGGAUGCGCUGGCGCACGCGGGGCUGCGCGGCUGCAGCCCCGUUCCCUGGGGCCGGCUGCAGGGCGCCGACUGCGUGGACACCAAGAACCUCAUGGUGGAGUCCUACGGCGCGGAGGCCGCCCUGGACGUGGCCAUAACGGUCCUGGAGCACAUCCAGCGCCGCAACGGUGCUGCCCUGCUGCGGGAGAGCAGGGAGAGAGACCUGGGGCCUGCUCCUCUGCUGGGGUCAGCACCAUCAGGUAGGUGCCAAUGGGGGAAAGCGCGGGGCCUCCUGUGCUGCUGCCCCUGCUCUGCUGCUGCCCGAGGGGGUCUCCUUCCAGACCACCGCAGCGGGUACAAGAGGGCCGUGCGCCAGGCCUUCGGCCGCAUGAAGGACCCGAACGCGCGGGUGGGCGACAGCGCGAGCCUCAGCGCUCGGUACGCGCGGCUGGUGAUGGUCACCGAGCACCGCGACGAGCGGCAGCGGCAGCGCGAGAUCGCGGCCGUGGGGCGCGGGCACACGGAGCUCAUGAAGGAGCGCGCCGGCUCCGCCAUCGCCGUCGCCGACCUCUUCAAGCCCGACGAGGAGGGCUGGAGCCCCAAGGAGGUGGUGCUGCUGGGCGCCGCGGGCAUGGGCAAGACCAUGACGGCCAGGAAGAUCAUGCUGGACUGGGCGAGCGGCCGCGUGUUCGAGGAGUUUGACUUCGUGUUCUACAUCCACUGCCGCGAGGGGAGCCUCCUGGCCGGGGAGGCCAGCAUGGGCGACCUCCUGGCGCGGUGCUGCCCCGGCAGCGCCCUGCCGCUGGACGCGGUGCUGCAGCAGCCGCACAAGCUCCUGUUCGUCAUCGACGGCUUCGACGAGCUCCGCUUCUCGGUGGAGCGGCCGUGGGCGGAGCUGUGCGCGGAGCCCGGCGAGCGGCGCCCGGUGGACGUCGUCCUGGGCAGCCUGCUCCGCAGGAGGCUCCUGCCCCACAGCUCCCUGCUCAUCACCACCCGGCCCGCGGCGCUGCAGAGCCUGCGGCGGCUCCUGCAGCACGAGCGCUGCGCCGAGAUCCUGGGCUUCUCGGAGCCGGCCCGCAGGGAUUACUUCCAGCGCUUCUUCGGCAGCGCGGAGCAGGCGGCGGCCGCCUUCCGCUUGGUGCGCGGCCACGAGCUGCUCUUCACCAUGUGCCUGGUGCCCGUGGUCUGCUGGAUCGUCUGCACCGUGCUGAGGCAGCAGCUGGGCCGCGCCGGGGGCCUGGCCCGUGGCCCCCGCACCACCACCGGCAUCUACGUGCUCUACCUGUCGGCGCUGCUGCGCUCCCUGCAGGGGCGGCAGCGGCAGGACGUGCCCGCCGUGCUCCGGCGGCUCUGCUGCCUGGCGGCCGGGGGCGUCCGCGGGCAGAGGGUGCUCUUCGAGGAGAAGGAGGUGCAGGGGCUGGCGCUGGGCGCGCAGGAAGCCCUCCCGCUGCUCCUCAACGAGCACCUCUUCCAGCAGGACAUUUCCUGCGUCAGCUCCUACAGCUUCACCCACCUCAGCUUCCAGGAGUUCUUCGCGGCGCUCUUCUACCUGCUGGAGGAGGACGGGGAGGCGCAGGCGCCCCCCGCGGGUCCCAGCAGGGACGUGAGGGAGCUGCUGCGGAGCUACGGCAGCUCCAGGAACUACUUCAUCCUGACCGUGCGGUUCCUCUUCGGACUCUUAAACGAGGACCGCAGGAGGGAGCUGGAGCAGGAGACGGGCUGCAGAAUCUCUGCCAGGAUUACACAGGAUUUGCUGGAGUGGCUUCAGGACAGGCAGAAAACAGCCCUGGCUCUGGUGCUGGGGGAGACGGGGCUGGUCCGCGACCUGGAGCUCUGCCACUGCCUCUACGAGCUGCAGGACGAGCGGCUGGUGGCGGCCGCCCUGCGCCCCUUCACGGGGCUGCGCCUCCAUGGGCUCAACCUCAACCGCUUCGACCAGGUCGUCCUCGCCUUCAGCCUGAGCAGGUUCCCUGGGCUGCAGGUGCUGGAGCUGGGGCACUGCUGCUUCCUGUGGGAUGAGCCCGAGGACACCGCAGAGCCACAGCCGGGCAAGAAGCCGCAUCUGGAAGCCCAGGAGGAGGAGGGGACGCUCUCACCCAUCCCCAUGCUCUGUCAAGCCCUGGAGGCAUCGGGCUGUAGGCUGAGGACGCUGAGGCUGGAGCGGUGCGAGCUCAGCAGCGCCUGCGGCGCGGCCCUGGGCUCCGUCCUCGGCACCAGCCCGGCCCUGACCGAGCUGGGUCUGGCUGGGAACAAGGAUCUGGGGGACGAAGGCGUGAGGCUGCUGUGCGAGGGGCUGCGGCGAGGAGCUGGGUCCCUGCGGGAGCUGCGGUUGGGCGGCUGCAGCCUCACGGCCGCGGGCUGCAGGGCCCUGGCACCGGUGCUGGCGGCCGCGCCCGGGCUGGCGCUGCUGGACCUCAGCGACAACGCGGUGGGGGACGGCGGCGUGCGGGAGCUGUGCGCGGCGCUGCGCGGACCCGGCCGCGGGCUUCGGAAGCUCGAGCUGUGGCAGUGCGGGCUCACGGAGCUGGGCUGUGAGGCCCUGGCCGCGGUGCUCCCCGACAGCCCCAGCCUGGCCGAGCUGCACCUGGGGGGCAACGCUGUGGGGGACGGCGGCGUGAGGCGGCUGAGCCCGGGGCUGCGGGACCCCCGCUGCCGGCUGCGCAGCCUCAGGCUGUGGCAGUGCGGGCUCACGGAGCGGGGCUGUGAGGCCCUGGCCGCGGUGCUCCCCGACAGCCCCAGCCUGGCCGAGCUGCACCUGGGGGGCAACGCUGUGGGGGACGGCGGCGUGAGGCGGCUGAGCCCGGGGCUGCGGGACCCCCGCUGCCGGCUGCGCAGCCUCAGCCUGUGGCAGUGCGGCCUCUCGGGAGCCUGCUCUGAGGACGUGUGCUCCGUGCUCCGCGCUGGGUGCGCCCUGGAGACCCUGGACCUGAGCGAGAACAGCCUGGACACAGGGAGCGUGCGGGCGCUGUGCGGGGCGCUGGGGCAGCACCCGGGAUCCCUGCAGAGGCUGUGGCUGCCGAGCUCGGGGCUGGAUGAGGAGACCCUGCAGGAGGCGGCGGCGCUUGUCCAAGUCAGACUGGUGUGAGGGCUGGACCGGCGGCGCGAGGGGCU